GGUGGAGGUGGAGGUGUCCUCACUGAGCUCCGCCUCCUGCAGAGAUAAUAAAAACACUGCAGCUGCUGCGUCUCAGCACUUUGAUUCUUUUCCUCACCUCGACUAGUUUCACCUGUUUCUAUGAUGGGUGACUCAUUCAUCAUAGCGAUAGACUUUGGCACCACAUACAGUGGAUAUUCCUUCAGUUUGACACCAAGAGGGAAAGAUAUUGAUCCAUAUUUAAAGUGCUGGGGUAAAGAGUUUGGAAAAGAGACACCAAAGACUCCAACCUGCAUCCUUUUUGAUGAGCAUGGAGAAUUUAUGAAGUUUGGUUAUGAGGCUCAAAUGGCUUAUGUUAGAAUGUGUGCUAAGGAAGCAAGGAAACACUUCUUCUUUGAAAACUUCAAGAUGUCUCUCUAUAACAGAAAACUCAACCGGAAUAUGACAAUUGAAGCUGCAAAUGGAAAGUCAAUGAACACCUUGAAGGUUUUCACUGAAGCUUUGCGUUACCUCACAAAUGACGCACUGGAAACCAUCACAGCAAACACAGAAGGGAGGAAGUUUUCAGCUUCUGACUUCACCUGGGUGCUGACUGUACCUGCGAUCUGGGAUCCUUCAGCUAAACAGUUCAUGAAAGAAGCUGCAACUCAGGCUGGUAUUGUGACCGACAAAACAGAAAAGAAGUUGGUCAUUGCACUGGAACCGGAAGCAGCUUCAGUCUGGUGUAAGAGCCUACCAGCUCAAGGUUUCAUAACAGAAAAUCAUGGAGGAGACAAACUAGACCGAUCUCCAGGAACACAAUACAUUGUUGUCGACUGUGGAGGUGGAACUAUUGACAUAACUGUCCAUGAAGUCCUGGAUGGAGGAGCCCUGAAGGAGCUGCACAAGGCCUCUGGAAAUGAUCUGGGUGGACAAACUGUGGACAAGAAAUUCAAAGAGUUCCUCAGAGAAAUCUUCUGUCAUGGUGUCUGGGAUGAGUAUGAAAGAAAGUAUCCCAGUGAGGUUCAGGGAAUGAUGCAUGAGUUCACAGUUUUCAAAAGAAAUUAUGACGAUGUUCAGAUCACUUGCUCAUAUAACCUGGGAUCAUUGGCUCAGAGAAGACACAGAAACAUGGAAAAGUUCUUUGAAACAGUGGAAGGUGCAUCCUGGAGUCACGGGUCAGUCAAAAUCUCAAAAGAGAAAAUGAGGUCUUUCUUUGACGAGAGUCUAAAUGGCAUCACAGAGAGUCUCAGAGAAAUCUUGAACAAAGACUUGAGUAUUGAGUUCAUCUUGUUAGUGGGAGGUUAUGCUGAAAGUGAGAUUCUGCGUCAACACAUCAUCAGUAAUUUUGGUUACUUUAAAGUUCUGUGUCCUUUUAGGGCUCAAGAAGCAAUUGUGAAAGGAGCUGUGAGGUUAGGCAGAAACCCAGAGGUGGUGGCAUCCCGGAAAAGUGCUUUUACUUACGGGAUUAAAACCACUGAGAGGUUUGAUGAGUCCAAGCACAGGGCAGAAAAGAAAUACACAAACAAAAAUGGAGUGUGGUGUAAGGACAUUUUUAAGAAACUAGUGGAGAUUGACGAGGAUGUUGGUUGGAAUGAAUCCAGAGAGUACAUCUUUCCCCCAGCAGACAAAGAUCAGAAAUGUAUGGGGUUUGGUUUUUUUCACACACAAAGAAAAAAUCCCCUCUAUGUGGAUGAGUGGGGGGUGAAGAAAAUUGGCUCUUUCCUCGUUGACAUGCCUGACACAACACGUGGCAUGGAUCGUCAAGUCAAACUUGAAAUUAAGUUUGGCUUCACAGAAAUGACAGCGACUGCCACUGACAUGGAAACAAGGUCAACAGUAUCAAUCAAGCUCGAUUUCUUGGCUAAAUCAUAAGAUGUUUAAGAAAACAAGAAAAAAAAUGUUUGUAGAUGUUUAAGAAAACAUCAAAACUCCAGCUGUUACCUCAGCUCAGUCUCACAUUGAUGCAUGUAUUGUAUUGUUUACCAUCUUUUUGUGACACAUCACAACUUUCAAAUGAAUGUAUUUUAAACAGAAACGUAUUUUCUGAAUGGAGUUAUGUUCAUUCAUCAACAGCAGAAUCACAAGGGGGUGGUUGGGGUGUGUGGAAGAUGAACAAAGCGAUUGACUGUCAAACCCAGAGUCCCAUCUGUGGUUCAGACUAAAUCUCUGGUUUAGGUUCAGUGUAAAUAAACAGGCUGUGUCUGAAGUCACCGGCAAGUAAAAACUUAAGGUCUGGGCUGGGGAAUCAGAAUAUUGUCAUUGUACAGCAAAAGUUUAUUUGUUUAUUAUAUAAUUUAAAUAUACAGCUAUACACUAUAACAUAUCUACAACAUAGACAUAAGAAGUAUGGCACAGAGAAGAAUUUAUUGCACAUUUAUUGGAGUAUUUCACAGAGGUUGAGUGCAGAUUAUCAGGUUUUGGCAGCAUUUAGUGUGAUAAUGGCCCUAGGGUAGAAGCCUGUUGGUUUUUGACCGGUGGUCCUGAAGCACUUUCCACAGGACAACAGAACAGAGGGUGUCCCAGGGGGGACGAGUCCCUGAGGAUGUUUUGACAUUAAAAUUAAUCUUGUUUGACAUUUUUAUCAGUUUCUCAAUUUAAUUCCCUGAAAUCACAUAUGACAAGGGAAAAAUAAUAAUAAUAAUAAAU
Molecule: messenger RNA, 2607 nt
Organism: Lates calcarifer (barramundi perch)
Lineage: Eukaryota; Metazoa; Chordata; Actinopteri; Centropomidae
Product: heat shock 70 kDa protein 12A-like
Exons: 4
Coding region: 121-1833 (570 amino acids)
Molecular function (GO): ATP binding; ATP-dependent protein folding chaperone
Source: RefSeq, a predicted model, not a curated record